GGGCGAUAUAUAAUGACCGAGAUAUCGAUAGUCCGCGAUGUUUUUUUUACAUCACUAAAACUUUUGCAAGAUGGUGCCUCUUUUGCUUGGUUUUAACAAAUCAGUAGCAGCACGUGUAUAAAAAGUGCCAAUAGUUUUCAAAAAAUGGAUGACCGAAGUGAAAUAGCUCAGGAUGGUCCCGCCGGCAUGGACCCCGAGGGAGUCAUCGAGUCCACCUGGCACGAGGUGUACGACAACUUCGAUGAUAUGAACUUGCGAGAGGAGCUUCUGCGCGGCAUCUACGGCUACGGAUUUGAGAAACCGUCGGCCAUCCAGCAGCGCGCCAUCAUUCCCUGUGUCAAGGGUCGCGAUGUCAUUGCCCAGGCACAGUCUGGAACUGGCAAGACUGCCACCUUCUCGAUUGCUAUCCUUCAGCAGAUCGAUACAUCCAUUCGGGAGUGCCAGGCACUGAUUUUGGCCCCGACUCGCGAGUUGGCCACGCAGAUCCAGCGCGUGGUGAUGGCUCUAGGAGAGUACAUGAAGGUGCACUCGCACGCCUGCAUCGGAGGCACUAACGUGCGUGAGGAUGCCCGCAUCCUGGAAUCUGGCUGCCAUGUCGUAGUGGGCACGCCUGGCCGCGUCUACGACAUGAUCAACCGUAAGGUGCUGCGCACCCAGUAUAUAAAGCUUUUUGUGCUCGAUGAGGCCGACGAGAUGUUGUCGCGUGGUUUCAAGGACCAGAUCCAGGACGUGUUCAAGAUGUUGCCCCCAGACGUCCAGGUCAUCCUUCUGUCUGCCACCAUGCCGCCGGAUGUUCUCGAAGUGAGCCGAUGCUUCAUGCGCGAACCAGUCAGCAUUCUGGUGAAGAAGGAAGAAUUGACCCUCGAGGGUAUCAAGCAGUUUUACGUGAAUGUUAAGCAAGAAAAUUGGAAACUUGGCACCCUAUGCGAUUUGUACGAUACCUUGUCCAUUACCCAGUCGGUUAUCUUCUGCAAUACCCGUCGCAAGGUGGACCAGCUAACUCAAGAGAUGUCGAGCCACAAUUUCACCGUUUCAGCUAUGCACGGCGACAUGGAGCAACGUGAUCGCGAGGUCAUAAUGAAACAGUUCCGUUCUGGGUCUUCUCGUGUCUUGAUUACCACUGAUUUACUGGCACGCGGAAUUGAUGUGCAGCAGGUGUCUUUGGUCAUUAAUUACGAUCUACCCUCAAACCGCGAGAAUUACAUCCAUAGAAUUGGUCGCGGUGGUCGAUUCGGUCGCAAGGGCGUUGCGAUUAACUUUAUUACAGAUGAUGAUCGACGAAUCCUUAAGGAUAUUGAACAAUUCUAUCAUACAACAAUUGAGGAAAUGCCUGCCAAUAUUGCCGAUUUGAUUUAAAUAUUUUCUACCGAGCCGCAAAACAACUAAAAAAAAUGUCAAAAUAAAACGUGAGUGAGCAAAACAGCAACCAAGAACUACAACAUCGAUAGCCGAGCGAAAAUAUAAAUUAUUCAGAGAUCAGCAAAAAAUAAAACUUUACUUAAAAGGCAGCCAACCACCCAACGGCAAGGGCUAGACGCAGACAGAGCAAUAACAUCGGCAGCGGCGCCACAGCAACAUCAUCAGUGCGGCAGCAACAUCUACCAGCUGCAAGAGCUUAAAAAAUUUCUCCAAAAAUCAGGACAUCCUCUGUAUUCAUUUAGUUCUUUCUGUGUUUAAUGAAUUUUUAAACUGCGUCGUCAACCAGCAACAACAAAUAUAUACAAAUAUAUACAAACAACAA
Drosophila biarmipes is the source of this 1741-nucleotide messenger RNA. RefSeq names its product eukaryotic initiation factor 4A (gene eIF4A). Gene Ontology annotation, molecular function: ATP binding; RNA binding; RNA helicase activity. The transcript is spliced from 5 exons. The coding region runs from base 145 to 1356 and encodes 403 amino acids. The record is from RefSeq and is a predicted model, not a curated record. NCBI's taxonomy places the organism in Eukaryota, Metazoa, Arthropoda, Insecta, Diptera, Drosophilidae.